AUGUCAUCCUCAGUUGAGCAGAAGCUUCCCACGGAGCUACUAGAACAAGUACUAUCUUUCGCUCCUCGCGAUUCUCUCCUGAGUUUAUGCCUAACCUCAAGAGACUUCAACCGCAUCGCCACGCCAUUUCUGUACUCGGGGAUAGAUCUGAAGGAGACGCACCAUCUCCCCGCCCUCGCGUACUUGAUGUUUACCUCCCCAGCCCACGCCGCUCUUGUCGAAUCAUUCAUCGUACCUGAUUCAUGGGCAAGGACCAAAGGGAAGUCUCGUGACUGUUCAUGGCCUGAACUCAAAGAUACAGAGGUGCAGAGCGUCUUGAAGGCCAAGAGUGCAGCAUUUACGUCUAGCGAAGAAGAGGCCAACGAACUCUAUGGUAAGAUUUCAUCUGGCGAGAAUGAGGAUGCUAUCAUGGCAGUUCUACUCGCUUGUCUUCCCCAGUUACGACGACUGGAUUUCAGGGUUAGCACUGGCAAAGCCCCAGCAGACUCAAAGACGGUAUCUCCAGUGUCGCGCAAUGAUCACGUUGAUUUCCACCAUAUCGACAUCAUGGUCAGAUUCACAGGGCCGGUGCGCAGGUACUCCAACUACACCUUACAUCUGGCAAACUUCUUCCAUCUUCCCAAUGUCCGCUCUAUAUACGGAUGGAGGCUUGGGGAUAUGGGUGAUCCUCCGGAUUUGGAAGAUGCGAAGAAUCCGUUCGCAACGCUGCCACUUCGAUCAUGCCCGGUGGAAUACAUCGAACUGCGUCGCUCCCAACUACACAAAGACCAUUUCCAGCUUAUGAUGGAUGCAACAAUACCCGGGAAAUUGAAGACGUUUAGCUACGAGAUUGGCGAUCGAUCAUGGUCUUGGUGUGGUACGGAUCACCAGGCAAUCAUGAAGAGCCUGCAGCCACAUUGUGAGUCGCUGGAAGGACUGAGUCUGAGCUACGACGGUGCCUAUCUUUAUCAUGACAAACGAAUUCGCGAUAAUCCUGGACUAUGCUCAUUCAAGUCCUUCGUUGCGCUGAAGCGACUCAGAGUGGCUCCUCUAUAUAUAUGGUCUCACAGGACACUGUUUCGCCAAGCAAAUAUGCAACGUUCUGCUCAGGAGCAACUUUGGUCUGUGCUACCUGAAAACCUAGAAGAGCUCUGGAUUACGAGGACCCAUGACCAGACUCGGGUCGGCGGACAUGACGGAGAUUUCCCAUUCGCCUCGAAUUGCUUACUCCCAGCGCUUCAUGAUGUCGUGCAGAACAAGUGGAAUGCUUUCCCCAAGUUACGUCUCUUGCGUAUCGAAUUUCCCCUGCUGGACUGGAAGGACGAAUGGUUUGACGAAAUAGCAUCGAUCUGCCAGCUAGCCGCUGUUGGAGGAAUAAGAACUACCGUUAUAUUGUGCGACAUGUUCUAUGAAGGCAGUCCUUUUACCAUCGAGCGACCUUGGGGCUGGAACGAAGAUAUUGAAUGGGAGUCAGAUGUUAAAUGGCAGCCAACGGCAACUAAGGGCACCAACCGAGAAUGCGCAAAGGUAUGGAUCGACGCAACACAGCAGAAACAUCUCGCUGCAAUACUCAAAGACAUGAAGGUCAGGUUCGAGGAAGAGAACGAGAUGUUUCGUAAGGCGGGCAGUGUGGUAUAUGAACCACGGGGAUCAAGUGAAGAUGCUCGGAUCCGCGAUUUGGAGUAUGGCUAUGAGGCUAGUAGAGAUCUCGGCUUCCCUGAACGGUUCGUUGAUGAGCGGUUGCAGAAAGAGCCGUACUGGAAGGGACGUGGUAAGGAAACUAUACCGUCUCCUAAGUCAGUGGCUAGCUGA
Molecule: messenger RNA, 1791 nt
Organism: Alternaria alternata
Lineage: Eukaryota; Fungi; Ascomycota; Dothideomycetes; Pleosporales; Pleosporaceae
Exons: 2
Coding region: 1-1791 (596 amino acids)
Molecular function (GO): protein binding
Source: RefSeq, a predicted model, not a curated record